UGGGGAAAAUAAACAGAAAAGUCGCUGUUGACGUGUUUCAAAACCUGAAAAUUGACGUGUAAAUGUUGGCGGGGCGCGACGCGGGGUGUCAUAUUUAUUAACCUAAUUUGUGUGAUAUUGGAUGGUCAUCGUUUAGAAGACAGCUAAUGUUUGUGAGAACAUGGAGAGUGACCUGAGUCCACAGGAUAAAAAAGACUUGGACAAGUUCAUUAAAUUCUUUGCUUUGAAGACUGUCCAGGUGAUAGUACAAGCUCGCCUCGGGGAAAAAAUAUGCACCCGCUCUUCGUCAUCGCCCACUGGCUCUGACUGGUUUAACUUGGCCAUCAAAGACAUACCAGAGGUCACCCAUGAAGCCAAAAAGGCUCUGGCUGGACAGCUUCCAGGCAUCGGGCGCUCCAUGUGUGUUGAGAUCUCCCUUAAGACAUCAGAGGGGGACUCAAUGGAGUUAGAGACUUGGUGCUUGGAGAUGAAUGAAAAGUGCGAUAAGGACAUCAAGGUGUCUUACACGGUGUAUAAUCGCCUGUCUGUCCUUCUGAAGUCUCUGAUGGCCAUCACCAGAGUAACACCUGCCUACAAACUGUCCAGAAAGCAGGGACAUGACUACGUCAUAUUGUACAGGAUCUACUUCGGAGAGGUCCAGCUGAGUGGAUUAGGAGAAGGUUUCCAGACGGUGCGCGUCGGCGUUGUCGGCACUCCUGUUGGCACGGUCACCCUCUCUUGUGCCUACCGCACCAACCUGGCAUUCAUGUCCAACAGACAGUUUGAAAGGUCCGCUCCCAUCAUGGGAAUCAUUGUGGAUCACUUUGUGGACCCCCCCUGCGGCAGCGGGCGUCCAGCAAACAUGGGACACCCCUGCAACUACAGAGCCCCAGGUGACGAGGACGGCGGGGCAUUUGCAGGAGUCCAGGACUCCCAGGAGGUCUGCACCACCUCCUUCUCCACCUCUCCCCCCUCUCAGUGCGUAUGCACGCUGAGUCCAUCUCCUUCUAAACUGUCCAAGCCCCUCCCUUUGGACAGUCUGCAGCUCCCAUUGGCUCCUGGACUUGUCACUCACAAUCUGUACGCCUCCAGGUUAUCCUACCAGCCUGACUUCUGUCACCCUGCGGCGCACACAACCCAGGUACUGCAUGUUGGAAAAGAAGGUGGGGCUGUGCCGGCUCAUUCUCAGGCUCUUCAGGGAGCGGAUGUGCAUCUGACAGUAGAGCAUGCCCCCAACACACCAAGCAGCAGUGGCGAUGAUGAAGGUCUGUCACCGAGUGGCGAGGAGAGGAGGAGCGUGUCUCCCAACGACCCCGUCGAGUCUCUCAAUGCAUUCACCAGGAAAGUGGGAGCUUUUGUAAACAAACCCAGCAAUCAGAUAACAGCAGCAAAUCUGGACCUGCCGUUCGCUGCAUUCGCCCCUCGAGGCCUGGAGUCGGAGGAGAACGAUCCCAUGGUGCAGCCUCCAGACUCCCCCCCCUCCCAGUCCCCCCUGCAGGCCAGCCUUCACUCUCAGGGCUCGGAGGGAUCAGGCCAGCAGGACGACUUUGUCAUGGUCGACUUUCGUCCAGCUUUCUCCAAAGACGACUUGUUGCCAAUGGAUCUGGGAACCUUCUACCGAGAGUUUCAGAACCCGCCGCAGUUGGCCAGCCUGUCACUUCACAUCAGCUCCCAGUCCAUGGCCGACGACCUGGAUUCGCUGCCAGAAAAACUGCGCGUCUACGAGAAAAACAUAGAUGAGUUUGACGCUUUUGUGGAAACGCUUCAGUAGGACGGAAGGAGAAAAGGACUACGGGUGACAAAAGACUCAAGUGAUGAUCACAGAAGAAUGAAUGAAGGAAUGAAAGUAUCAAACUGGAGGCUCUCUGGUCGUUUGUCCCACGAGAAUAACUCAUGGUUUAUUGUGAAGCUCAAUGUGACUCAAGAUUUCCUCUUCUUCCUCUUACCAGCUCAGUCUUCACUGUAAAUACUGUAUCUUCAACACUGGCACUCACACCUGUCUCUGAUCUGGUAAUCAAACUGACAACCUAGAUUUUGUGACUACAGACAGCCAUGCAAAUGCUACCGUAGACCACCAUAGCACGUAGUGACUCGUUUCUCCCCAUCUGCUGAACGCUAGAUUUGAAGGUUUCUUUUGCAUCAUGGUGAAAGCUCGGCCAUGUUCUUUAGAAGUGAAAUCCUUGAAAAGCUGGUCUUGAAAGUUGCACAUAGCCUAAGAGGAUACUCUCCCUACAUUCAAAUGUCCUGCUCGGUGGAGCGGGGAUAGAAAAUAAAAAUCAUUGUUCCCAGCUGGUCUGGGAAUGCAAGUGUUGGCAAAUCUAAAUGAAGUUUAACUGCAUCCCCUUCGUUUACAGUUGAGAUAAAAGCUAAAAAAAAAAGUUACUGCAGUAUGUUAGAAAGCUAAAACAUCCCUGCAAUAAAAACACUGAGAUGAUGCUCUUGAGGCCAAACAGAUCACGUAGUUAAGCUAUAUCAAAAAUAUAUCCAACUGUCAUUAAUUUGUUCCAGGCAGUUUUAGUUAGAUUGUGUUCAACAUCCUUAUGUGCAUUUGAGGAUUAGAAAAAAAAAAAAAAAAAGUCUUGCUGUUUCACAGGAGGUAUUCAUGGCCAUUUGCAUUUUAAGCUUUAAUUUAAAGAAUCAGUCCAUUGAUGUAGAUGUCCCAAUAAAAGCAUGGCUGCUCAGUUUACUGCCUGGUGUUGUCUUUGGUGUAAAAGCACUUUUGUGGAGAAACCACACUAAUAAAUGUAUAAAUAACAUAUUCCACUACUGGUGUAAUAUGUGUGUUUUGAAAUAAAAAUACUAAUGUGAACAAAGCCUCGCUCAGGUAACUGAAGGCAUCACCACCCAUCAGCUGACGACUGAAGUUUAGAGAAGCUGCUGUAUGGGUUUGAAAAAACAAAACAAAAAGUGCUGGUGGGUA
Cololabis saira (Pacific saury) is the source of this 2899-nucleotide messenger RNA. RefSeq names its product ATG13 autophagy related 13 homolog (S. cerevisiae) (gene atg13). Gene Ontology annotation, cellular component: extrinsic component of membrane; Atg1/ULK1 kinase complex; cytosol. The record is from RefSeq and is a predicted model, not a curated record. Gene Ontology annotation, biological process: piecemeal microautophagy of the nucleus; mitophagy; autophagosome assembly. The transcript is spliced from 18 exons. Lineage: Eukaryota; Metazoa; Chordata; Actinopteri; Beloniformes; Belonidae. Bases 161 to 1750 code for a protein of 529 amino acids.